Molecule: messenger RNA, 888 nt
Organism: Xiphias gladius (swordfish)
Lineage: Eukaryota; Metazoa; Chordata; Actinopteri; Istiophoriformes; Xiphiidae
Exons: 1
Coding region: 1-888 (295 amino acids)
Biological process (GO): G protein-coupled receptor signaling pathway
Cellular component (GO): membrane
Molecular function (GO): G protein-coupled receptor activity
Source: RefSeq, a predicted model, not a curated record
AUGCUCCUCUCCAACAUCACUCACUCUAUGACAGGAGCCGUGCCUCUCUCGGUGGACUUCGACAGUCCCGGGGACUACUUCAUCUUCAUCUUUCAGAUUUUAUUCGCGACAGCCACUGUCCUCGUGGCCGGGACGGUGGUCAUCGGUAUCUCGGCCACCAGGGCGCUGCGCGUCCAGAACCGGUUCAUUUUCAUGCUGAACACCAGCAUUUGCGACACGCUGGUCGGGUUCUCGGUCUACUAUCUCGGGCUGUUUGAUGUUCAGGAGGGGUACCCGUCUAGACGCGGGACUUACAAUGUUUUACCGUCACUCCUAGGCGUCAACAUACUGACAUUUUUGUUCGCACAGUUCGACCGGUAUUUCGCCGUGUGCCACCCGUUCGUCUACAGCCGCUUCGUCACCAGACAGUUUGUGAUUGGCGUUAACGUCUACUGCUGGGUUUACAACUUUGCUCACUUGCUCGCCAGGAAUGUGUUGCCCCUUCCCAAGGCGAUGCAGCUGUACGUGUUCAGCAUUGUCUUUUUUCAGCUGAUCGUGCUCACCAAAGUGGUCAUGACGGUCAAGCUGUACGUUAUAGCCCGGUUCCAGCUGGAAAGACACCCUGCCAGCGCCGAGAGAGAAAGCAAAAGGGAAUCGCUAAGGAUCAUCAUUUUCGUUGUCAUAAGCUUCCUGGUGUUGUGGUGCCCCUCUUUUGUGAAUAUCAUCGUCAGAUUUGUGAUGGGAAGGGGGCUGACGUUUAGGAACGAGGCCACCAAUCUUUUCGCCAUCAUGGCUCGCUUGAACGCCGUGUGCACACCGUCUGUGUACAUCUGGGGGAGUCCGGCUCUGAGGGAGGCCGCGGUGAGGACAGUGUGGGGCAGGCUGUGCCCGGGGUGCAAGAGGAGGUAA